This is a messenger RNA of Centropristis striata (black sea bass), 890 nucleotides long. It is a transcript of the gene sf3b5, whose product is annotated as splicing factor 3b, subunit 5. Gene Ontology annotation, biological process: mRNA splicing, via spliceosome. The record is from RefSeq and is a predicted model, not a curated record. The transcript has 2 exons. Gene Ontology annotation, cellular component: precatalytic spliceosome; U2 snRNP. Lineage: Eukaryota; Metazoa; Chordata; Actinopteri; Perciformes; Serranidae. The coding region runs from base 154 to 414 and encodes 86 amino acids.
UUCAUUUUGCAGCAGGACGCCACCGGAAGCCAUCGAUACAUUGCAUUACGACGAAGUGCUAACCGCAGUGCUAACGGAGCUAAACAUUAUACAGCCUCUACCUUCCCCUUUUUACAAUUCAUCGAAGCCCUUGAGACUCUCCUCUCAGCGAGAAUGACCGACAGAUACAACAUCCACAGUCAGCUGGAGCAUCUUCAGUCUAAGUACAUCGGCACAGGACACGCAGACACCAGCAAGUGGGAAUGGCUGGUCAACCAGCACAGAGACUCUUACUGCUCCUACAUGGGACAUUUUGACCUGCUCAACUACUUCUCUGUCGCUGAGAAUGAGAGCAAAGCGAGAGUUCGCUUCAACCUGAUGGAGAAGAUGCUUCAGCCAUGUGGACCGCCAGCAGACAAACCUGAUGAUGCCUAGAUUAACUGGAGCGAGCAGUGGUUGUUUUUACAGGAUUUUUGUAGGGUCUUUGCUGUUGAUUUUGCUGGACAUUCAACUUGUUUUUCAACUUAACAUAUUCAAUGUUAAACUUUUCUAAAUUGUCUUAGCAUAAAAUGAAUCAUGUAUGACCCUGAACAUUGAAUUAAUUGUCCAGUUACCCAACAGAAGAUUUCUUGGACACAGAUCUUUUCAUUGUUUGACUCUGAACCACUGAAAAACAAGGUGUUUCUUGACCCCUACAGCUUUGCAGCUAUGAGGAAAAUAAGCAAAAAAGAUGAAAGAAAGGAGAAUAGGAAGGGUUUCAAGAUCUGAAAAUGUAUCUGAGAAGAUAAUGGCAAACAAAGUUGUGUACUAUUAUCUGUCAAGUAUUUGUAUUAACUGAUGGAGCUUUAUUCCUCGUUAAAAUUUUCUCUUUUGAUUUGUUUUAUUAAAAUUAAUUUGUUUACUGUUUAAAA